AAGUCCCAGAAUCCCUAGCGAAGAGGGUUCGGUCUGAAGUUACCACAACAGGAAGCGUCACUGUGCUAAAAACAUUGGAGUAGGAAAAGUGCAACAAAACGCUGUCGAACACGAAGCUGCAGGAAUGUUUCCUUUUAAGAAAAUGUGUUGAUUUGUGAAAUAAUAUUUUUAUAAUCCACAACUUCUCUUCAUUUGAUCGGCAUCCAUCUUGAGAACUGUCGAAUUUGCGUCACUAGCAGCCCUCGAUAGAUAGCUUGUGUUGACCAAAAUGGAUGACAGCAAGAUGGUGGGAGGUAAAGUCAAGAAACCCGGUAAACGAGGCCGUAAACCCGCUAAGAUUGAUCUGAAAGCGAAGUUGGAGAGGAGCAGGCAGAGCGCCCGGGAGUGCCGAGCCAGGAAGAAGCUCCGGUAUCAGUACCUAGAGGAACUCGUGUCCAGCAAGGAGAGGGCCAUCUGCGCCCUGAGGGAGGAGCUGGAGAUGUACAAGCAGUGGUGUACAGCCAUGGACCAGGGGAAGAUCCCGUCUGAGAUAAAGGCCCUACUGACGGGAGAUGAACAGAAGCCUCCUCAGAGCUCCUCCACCAAGAGCUCCAAGAACAGCAACCAGAGCUAAUGUGUUGGGAGUGCCAGACCAGAACUAGUCUGACUGUCAGUUUGUUAGAGGUGGCAGCCCUGGGUUGUAUUCAUUAGGGAAAUUAUAUCAAAUGUUGUGCAACAGAAAACAGGGUGUUCAUAUAAUACCUACCCCCUUUUUCCAUCCCGUUUGCUUCCGUUUGUUGCCCUGGUGAAUACGACCCAGAGCGAGUCUGUCUGAUGAAAGGUUCCAGACCAGAGCUAGGCAGUAGGUACUCAGUCUGUCUAAUGAAAGAUUCCAGACCAGAGCUAGGCAGUAGGUACUCAGUGUCAUGCCAGACCGCUCCACUGUAUAAGGCCUCUGUGACAGAGAGUGAAGAGGUGUCUCACCGGUCUGUCUGUUUCAGCCCCUCCCCCUCUAGAGGAGACGCACAGCAACAGAACUGUCAGAGACACAUAUCAUUACUAACGCUGGAGGACCUUCAGAGUAAUAGCUCGUAUUAUUUACAGUUGUAAUCCACAUUUACUGGCCUGAUUUAUCAUGCGUGGUUCACUAUUGCAACUCUUGGAUUCGUUAAUGUUAGUAAUGUGAGAUGUUAUUAGCUGCAGCUUUAGACAGCAGUAUUAUUGAACAGUCUAUGUUAAUCUCCAUGUUUUAGCUUCUACGUGUGAGAAUUGAGGAAGUGUUUAAUGGUACAUGGAUGAAACCAGGACAGAAGAAGUGAAAGGGUUUAGGCUGUGCAUGUCCUACCUGGCCAUUCAGACAAAACAAAGCACAUAUUCACCUUCAAAUAAGGAAUUACUCUUUGACCUUUUAUUGGUUAGUUUGUGUUGGGAAAGGAGCAGAACUAUGGUAACAUCCCAAAUGGCACUCCAUUCCCUAAAUAGAGCCCUGGUCUAAAGUAGUGCACUAUAUAGGGAAUAGGGCACCAUUGGGGACAUGUAUAUCUUGUCAUAGCAGAAAAGAUGUCAUGUAUCUGCAGAGAUGAUGUAAUGAUAUACAGCACUGUAUGUUGAAUUUAUUUAUAUAUUUGUAUUGGAUCACAGAAAGCCCUUUUUCCCCGGUUUUGUAGUGUGAUGUUGUAGAACGUAUAGAAGGUCUGACAGACAAAAGAAAGAUCUUUCCCAUUUUGUAGAGAUGUUCAAGUCUCUUGUUUGUGUGAAAGGCUAGAAUGGGGACACGUCCUUACCAGAACAGAAGCUGCUGAGGCAUUGCUCCACCUAUGUUGUCUUUCAGUAACAUUACAUUGUAUCAUGUGGUAUCUAAUCGAGGCCUAGACGACUCAUGUUCUUUCACCAUAAUGCAACCAAAAUAUAGUAGCCUGUACCUGUUUUGGUUUACAAAUGAUGAUUCUAUUGUCCUAAGGAAAUUAAAUAAGGACUCAUUAAUAGACAUUCA
Messenger RNA from Oncorhynchus kisutch (coho salmon), 1972 nucleotides. RefSeq names its product cAMP-responsive element-binding protein-like 2. Gene Ontology annotation, molecular function: DNA-binding transcription factor activity. NCBI's taxonomy places the organism in Eukaryota, Metazoa, Chordata, Actinopteri, Salmoniformes, Salmonidae. The record is from RefSeq and is a predicted model, not a curated record. The transcript is spliced from 3 exons. Gene Ontology annotation, biological process: regulation of DNA-templated transcription. Gene Ontology annotation, cellular component: nucleus. The coding region runs from base 269 to 613 and encodes 114 amino acids.